GUGGCGUUCAGUCUAGUGAUGGCGUCUAAACAAACCUGAGCGGAUUUGUGUUUCUCCUUUUGCUGUCGCUCUUUCACUGGAAUUCCUUCACUUGAAAUCGACCUCCUUUUCAUUUUUGAAGCCUUUUUUCUUUUUUAUCGUUGUUGGGGAAAAAAGGACAUCGAUGUAAAUGGAGGAAGGAGAGCGUGCGGCGGGGGCGGCACCGGCCAGUCAGGGAGGCGGAGGAGGCGAAGAUAGCGGUUCUCAUGCGGGUAUUCUGCACGGUCCGGAGCCUAAUGAAGUGGGGCUGAAGAAGGGGAUAGCCCCUUGGGAACACGGACCACAAGGGUCGCGGUUGACUGGAAUCCGUGUGUUGAAGCGCAAUAUGAAACGGAAUGGAAGCCGGUCCUGUGUGACGCGGAAAAGCCGGUUUGGCUCACGUGAACGUGAUUGGCUAAAGGAGGACCGACAUCGAGGAUGCUUAUAUGUAUAUCGAAGUGGAGAACCACAACAAACAGUCACCGUUCCAUCUUCUUCCACCUCCUCCUCCUCCUCAAACACUUCACAGUCUGACUUACGACUUGUGCUGUGUACUACUGAUAGCACUGUAGCAGAACUUUGUGCACAAAGUGAUAUUGAAGGAUUGUAUCUGCAAAUGCACGGGGAUUUUGUGAGGAGGUUAGAUAAUUCUGAGCGGCCACUACAAAUCUUUUAUGAUUACCUGUCUGCCAUAGGCUAUGAGGAACCAGCGUGCAUACAAAAAGAAGCUGCCAAUUCUGAUUUUAGCUGCAUGAUCCGCUUCUACAGUGAGAGACCCAGCAAUGCCGACCAGCUUGAAUGGAUCCUGCUCAAAGGCAUUUUUAGUGUGCGUAAGGGAAAGACUCAGCUUCACAAAUGGGCAGAGCGACAGGUUAUACUUUGUGGGACUUGCCUCAUUGUAGCCUCUGUUAAGGAAAGUUUCUCAGGAAAGAUGCACAUUUUGCCUCUGGUUGGUGGGAAGGUGGAAAAAGUUAAAAGGAGACUACAUUGCCUUAUGUUUAGUUCUGCUGGGCCUCAAGCACAAGCUUAUUUUGUCAAUUUUGAUUCACUUGUUGAUUACCAGAGGUGGUAUCGGCAGGCUUCUAAGGUUGUGUCUCAAACAGCUAGUGUUGUGGAUCUCUCCUGUUAUAGCCUAGAAGAAGUUCCUGAGUACCUCUUCUACAGCCAAGACAUCACACACCUAAACUUACGCCAUAAUUUUAUCCAAAUUGCAGGGUUGCACAACUUCAGCAGAUUUUCACAGCUGAAGAGCUUGAAUCUAUCUCACAAUCAUCUGGGCCAAUUUCCACAAUCCUUGUGUGAGAUCCUUUCAUUAACUGAGCUUAACCUUUCAUGCAAUGGGAUUGACCAGAUUCCUGUUCAAAUUGGAAAUCUACAAAGCUUGCAAACACUAUACUUGGAGGGGAAUCAUUUGAACUCAUUACCAGAAGAGUUGAGUCAGUUAUCUCAGCUCAUUUGUUUUAGUCUCUCCUUUAACGAUUUCACUGAGAUCCCUGCUAUAUUGGAAAGACUCACAAACAUGGAACGACUUUUCAUGGCUGGAAACCAUCUUGAAACUCUGCAUUUGGGAUCUUUACAUCCAAUGAACCAUCUCAAACACAUUGACUUUAGAUUGAAUGGCUUGAGAGAAGUAGUGAGUGAAGGUCUUGAAGCUGUAAAAAAUAUCACAUCAAUCGACAUGCGGGACAAUUGCCUCUCAGAACUGGAUUUAAGUUCUGUCUGUUGUCUUGAACAGCUGUACUGCCAGCGUAAUGGUCUGAAGGCUCUCAGUCUAAGUGGGUUUGCUUUGCGAGCCUUAUAUGCCAGCUGCAACCGUCUGGAAACAGUUAAUGUCUACCCUGUUCCCAAUCUAUUAACUCACAUAGAUCUUUCAAGAAAUCUGCUUGAAUGUCUACCACACUGGAUAAGUGAUACCAGAAAACUAGAAGUGUUAGAUGCCAGUCACAAUAUUCUUGUAGAACUAACUACGAGACUUUUGAGCAGUCUGAGCUUAAGGAAACUUCAUGUAGGAUAUAAUCAGCUCAGUACAUUACCUUAUUUGGUGGAUCACAUUCCUUUAGAAGUACUUGAUCUUCAACACAACAAACUAGUGGAACUCCCAGAAAACCUGUUUUACAAGGCCUUAAACUUAAGGUAUCUGAAUGUGUCAGCUAACUUGCUUGAGACGAUCCCCCCCUGCAGUCAGUCGGAUGAGAGUCUAAGUACUCUUCAAGAGCUCUACCUCACUAACAAUAAUCUAACAGCACAGUGUGCCACCCUGCUUGCUGGUCAUCAGAACCUUCGUGUGUUGCAUAUUGCAUAUAAUCAGCUGCUUUCUUUUCCUGCCAGUAAGUUGACAAAAUUAGAGCUUCUCGAAGAGCUGAACCUAAGUGGGAAUAAACUGAAGACAAUCCCAAGCACUGUGGCAAACUGCAAAAAACUACGCACAUUUCUUGCUCACUCCAACCAUGUUAGUGUUUUUCCAGAUGUACUGAGCCUGCCUGAGAUUAAGUUGGUGGAUCUGAGCUGCAAUGAACUGACGGAGAUUGCCUUGCCUGAAUCACUUCCUCCAACACUCCAAGAACUGGAUUUGAGUGGUAACACAAAUCUUAUUUUGGAGCACAAAACCUUGAAUCUUUUCAGCCACAUUCCCACUUUAAAGCUGGACCAGAAGCCAACAAGUCUGACAGGUGACUCUAUAGGAUCCUCAACUCUUUGGAACCAUGGAUAUUCAGAAAUGUCUGGACAGAGGAAUAAGUUGUGUUUAUCAGUGUUAGCGAUGGACAAUUUUGGAGAUAAUGUGGAAGCAACAUACGCUAUCUUUGAUGGUGAUCGAAAUGAGGAGGUACCUCGUCUCUUGCAGUGCACCAUGGGGGAUGUGUUGUUGGAUGAAACACAACACUCAGCUCUUGAUAGCAUCUACAUGACCAAUACCUUUCUUAGUUCACACAGGAAACUUGGUAUGGCUGGGCAAAAGUUGGGAGCAUCUGCUGUGCUCUGCUAUAUACAUCAUGACCCUGCAGAUCCUGGGACCUACUUCAGCCUGUCAGUAGCAAAUGUUGGCACAUGUCAAGCAUUGUUGUGCCGUGGUGGGCAGCCUCUGCCACUCUCUGUUGUAUUUAGCCUGGAACAAAGCCCAGAAGAAACCAGACGCAUGAAAGCCAAUAAGGCCAUCAUUACAGAGGACAACAAGGUGAGUGGAGUUACAUGCUGCACACGUCAACUGGGCUGCUCUUACCUUUUUCCAUGGGUCAUUCCUAAACCCUGGGUGAAGACAGUGCCUCUCUGUGCCCAAGAUGAAUUUCUAAUUCUUGGAAACCGUGCGUUAUUUGAAUGGAUUUCUUACCAAGAGGCUGUAUCAACGGUGCAGGCAAUGCAAGACCCCAGAGCUGCUGCCAAGAAGCUCUGUACUCUUGCUCAGAGUUAUGGUUGCCAAGACAAUGUGGGGACAGUGGUUGUGUCCCUUCAUAUCGGGGAAGACAGCUGCACAUGUGAACUGCCACUGCCCACAGUGGCUGGAUGCACUGGAACAGCACCAGCUAUCUAUCCAAACUCUGUGCUGCUGGCAGACCCUGCUACCCCAUCUUCAAGUAGUGGUAUAGCUUCAGAAUUUAACAGUGAAAUGUCAGCCUCAGAAGUAGGCAGUGAGGCAGGCUCAACUGCUUCUGAUGAGCACUUGGCAUUAGGACUCACCUCAAGACCAGAGCGGAGAUGCAGCCUCCACCCGGCAGCUUUCAUUUGUGGUAUUGGAAGUAUGGGCAACAAUCUGGAGCUUUUUCAGAGACAACCUUCAUGUGCUACCUUUUCCAGCAACCAGUCUGACAAUGGACUGGAUAGUGAUGAUGAGACUCCCUUAGAUGGAGUCAUUUCUAAUGGCAGUAAGCUAGAAGUUGAAGUGGACAUCCAUUGCUGUGCAUUUCGGCUACGAGGAAGCAAAGAAGAAACUAGUGUAGAGGAGAGCACCUCCGAGGAACAAAAACAGGCAGCACAUAAGAAGCUAGAGGAAUCUGUGACUGUUAGUUCUACGAGGAUUGCAUGUAGACUGCGACGACAAAGCAGUAUUGGAGUACCAACCAAUACCUGCCAUCUCUCAGUGUGCAAAGAAAUAUCGGAUCUUAAAAAAUCUCCAUCCACUUCCAGCCUCUUUGGAAAAAAACUCUCAAAUGGCUCAGUGGUUCCUCUUGAGGAGAGUCACAAUGCAAUCGAAGUAGCCUUGGAGGCCCCAAAGAAGAAAUCAGGCUACUUUGCUGCACCUGCUCAGCAGGAUCCAGAAGAUAACUUAGUGGUGCCUUCCAAUUUAGAGCAGGAAGUACAAGAUCAACUUAGGCUUUCCAAUCCAAAUUCCAUGCCAACACUUUCACAGCCGCCAUCUACAUUAGAACAUUCAGAAUGGAAUGAAACCAAUUCUGGUAAUCAUCAACAACUUCAACUGGACCACAACUUCACGAGUACACACCAGGAAGUUUAUGAUACUGCAUUGUAGCAAACAAAUGAGAUGUCAGCCCCCUGACGUUGACAUGACAGGAAAUAGCACUUGUGUCUAAAGGUAAAAUAUCAAGUGUAACAUGUCAUUUCUUUUUUAUUUAUAACUACACAAAUAUCAAUAGAGAAACUAAAAAAUGAGCAUAUAUUGCGUAAAUGCCCUUUUUCUGUUUUUCUUUAAGUUUUUGGUGCUGGCUAUGUAUUGUUUUAGUUAAAAUAGACGUGGAAGGCAAUUCCUGAUUGUAGGCCUUAAUUUUUACAAAGGAAAUCUCAGAAUAUCAAACAACAGGAGAUAAAACUGAAAGUUUUCACAGACAUAACUGACAUUUCAUUUGUAAAUGGGUAUGUUUAAAAUUGUGUCAUAAUGAUACAAGCUCAUGGGACUUCAGAAGAGAACAGAGAUGACCUUGAAGAUGUGCUGUUUACAGCCAUGCUGCAACAACUUCUUUCAUAGGAGUAUUUUUUCUGGUGAUUGAGCCAGCUCACUACUUUUUGUCACUUUACCUACUGUAUCAGGGAGGAAGAAGGAACCUAUUUUUGGGAAAACGUUAUGUAGAUUUAAAAGUAGGAUGAUGGGAGAUGUAAAUGGAGCAAAAUGGAAAGUUAAACUGCUACUUGAAUCAAAUCGCUUCAAUCCCUUUACAUUUUCAGUUGGAGUAGUAAAGAGAAUACAGUGAAUGAAAUUAUUUUCAUUAAAAAGAACAGAACAAUAACUUAAAAGUAACAUUUGUAAGUAAUAAUUUCUUGAAAGUCUUUGCAUUACCCUGGUACAUUUUGGAAAAUGUAUUAAUUGAUUAGUGUUCUACAAUGAAAAUACCAAUUGUUAAUCCAGGCAGUGCUAACUAGUACACCGAGGAAGGUUAUGCAUAUUUCUCGACGACAUUAAAAUUUUACUGUUGGCAACAAAUGCAUAAGAACAGUUUUGCAUUAAAUAAGUAUAUGAGUAAAUAGAUAUGUUAUGCUAAACUGGUGAAGAAGUACAGCUGAUUCUCAAAAGUAUUUUAAAAAACUGAUGUAUUUUCCUGUUAAACACAAGGUACGUUGAAGCACCUAGAAUUAUACUUUUGGGAUCUAAAGACACCAGGAUGGGAUGCAAGGUUAUAUCUUAAAUGACUAUGGUCACCCUAGGAUGGCCAUCUUCCACACUACAAUGCAUUCUGAAAUCAUAUUUAAACCCUUAUAAAAUCCCAAUAUGAGGAUUUCUUUUUGUACAUGACAAAAUCCCCGGGAAGAAAUUGACUUGGAAGGCACUCAGUGACAGUAUACACACUGUGAAACUGGCACAAAAAAUCCAAAGUCAGUAACGAUUUGCACUAUGUACUGUAUGUACAGUAUGUCUAUUUCUUUA
Erpetoichthys calabaricus (reedfish) is the source of this 5827-nucleotide messenger RNA. It is a transcript of the gene phlpp2, whose product is annotated as PH domain and leucine rich repeat protein phosphatase 2. The transcript is spliced from 19 exons. The record is from RefSeq and is a predicted model, not a curated record. Gene Ontology annotation, molecular function: protein binding. Lineage: Eukaryota; Metazoa; Chordata; Cladistia; Polypteriformes; Polypteridae. Bases 170 to 4480 code for a protein of 1436 amino acids.